Molecule: messenger RNA, 3541 nt
Organism: Scylla paramamosain (green mud crab)
Lineage: Eukaryota; Metazoa; Arthropoda; Malacostraca; Decapoda; Portunidae
Product: branched-chain alpha-ketoacid dehydrogenase kinase-like
Biological process (GO): regulation of glucose metabolic process; protein phosphorylation
Cellular component (GO): mitochondrion
Molecular function (GO): pyruvate dehydrogenase (acetyl-transferring) kinase activity
Source: RefSeq, a predicted model, not a curated record
AUCAUCGUACGUUAGUUGCGAGUCGACAGUCAAACGAGGAGGAUAUACGUGAGCCUCCUCAUGGCUGCAUCUUUCACCCCCAACUCUGAAAAAACUAAGGUGACACACAGUUUAAUGAGCUUGACCUUGGAACUUUGGUGAACGUUAUGGAAAGGACGGUGAGCUGAAAGUGCUGGAAAAUGAACCUGAGUUGAAGGUGAAGGGGUGCACCUGGUGAUUGUUGGCAGGGUAGUGGCAUUGUGGCAUCCCUGGGGCCACCAGUAUUACACUGAUAAUUUGUCGCACAACACCUACACCAUGACUCACACCAUGUCCGUGUUCCGUGUGACCGGGAUACAGGCAAGGGGUGUUCUGUCCCUGCAGCGAACCACGUCCUUCCUCUCUACCAACCGAGUGGAGUACCGCCCUUCCACCACCUCGGAGCGAGAGAGAGCCAAGUCCGUGUCGGCGUACUACAACCAGCCUGCCGUGGAAGCCGCCGCCAAAAAGAGGACGGUGCGACUGACGCCAUCAGCGAUCCUCUACCACGGCAGGACCGAUGACGAGGCGACGACGCUGAAAAGUGCCCAGUAUCUUCAGAAAGAACUGCCUGUGAGGAUUGCCAAGCGCAUCAUGGCAUUCCGAGACCUUCCCUUCAUUGUGGGAUGCAACCCAAUCAUCUUGGGUGUGCAUGAACUCUACAUAAGGGCCUUUAACAUCCUCAACUCCUAUGAGCCCAUCAAGACUCGAGAGGAUGAGAUCAACUAUAGCAGGAAGCUGAAGGAGCUUUUGGAGGACCAUCAGGAUGUGGUGACACAACUGGCUGCUGGUUUUAGAGAAUGUAGACGUCACAUUCAGAAUGAGGAAUUGGUGGCACGGUUCCUUGACAAGACGCUCACAUCUCGUCUGGGCAUUCGCAUGUUGGCUCAGCAUCACUUGUCACUGCGGGAGAGCAAACCCAAUUAUGUAGGAAUAAUCAAUGUGACAAUGAAGCUCAAGGAAACUAUAGAACGUAGCUGUCAGUUUGUGUCACAAGUGGCAGAACACAAGUAUGGCCGAGUCCCACAACUCAAGCUUUCAGGACAUGUGAAUGCUGUCUUCCCUUACAUAGAAUUGCCAUUGGACUACAUCUUGCCUGAGAUCUUGAAGAAUGCUGUGCGAGCCACCAUUGAAAGCCAUGCAGAAUUUGAAAUGAUGCGUUUGCCGCCAAUUAACAUCACCAUUGCCUCUAAUGAAGUUGACUUCAUUAUCAGGAUUAGUGACAGGGGAGGUGGUAUUCCCCACCACUUAAUGGAGAGAGUGCUAGACUAUAACUUUACCACUGCAAAAGAGGAAAACUCUGAUUCAACACAAGAGGGGCACGUCUUCUCUGACAUGAUGGAAGCAGUAAACCCAAAUCCUGCUGGGGGACCAAUGCAUGGGUUUGGCUUUGGUCUGCCAACCUCCCGUGCUUAUGCCGAGUACAUGGGAGGCAGCCUUGAUAUUCAGGCCAUGCAGGGAAUUGGCACAGAUGUCUAUCUCCGCCUCAAACACAUUAACAGCUCCAGUGCUUCCUUCAGGAUCUGAAGAGCAGGGGUCACACUUCUAUGUGUCUCCUCCUCACUUGCAAUCCAUCAAGAUGAGGCAGGCAUGUUAUUUAUGUUCUUGUAUUCUAUUUAUUUAUUUUCAUUAGAUUUUCUGUUGUAUUUUUUGUGAUAUUUCUUUGUAUGAGUGAAAUGUAUCCAAAUAUAAAACUAGAUUUUAGGAAAACAAAUUAUCUCAGUUUUUGACAGUUUGAAAUGAGUGUCAAAGUUUCCUCUAUGAAGAGCUUACUGGGCCAAAUUGUUUUUCAAUGAGAACAAUUCACUGUUACACCAUGACUAUCAAUGUAUUUAUGGAACAAAGAUCUGAACAAAUAUAAAUUGAGAUAAGCUUACAUUGACAAUAGUUAUGUUUAUAUAAAGAUUCAUUUGAGAUCUGAGAUCAGAACAAGGUAACAGGAGCCUUACAGAAACAGAAUCCUUAUUACAGUACUUGUAUUUAAAUGUAUGUGUCUUCCCAUAAGUUUGCACUGAGUAAUGAAUGGAAAAUAGGCUUAAAAUUUGUUUAUGUGGCACAGUCCAUUUAAAUCACCAUGCUGAUCGCAAACUCAGAAUUCCUAUAAACACUCUCUCACACAUACUUCUUCCCUCUUCCAUGAAGAAGUAAGGAUAUGGCCAACUCUUCUCAAGACUGUACUUACAAGGGUUGUUGGAAAAAUUUAUUUUAUUUUUGAAAGACUGCAUGAUUUGCACCUAUGUCAGACACCCAUGACUACCUGGCUGUUCUUCCUUGCUCCUACCAUCACUCAUGCUUUGCGUUCAGCUGACCAGAUAACAUGCCAAAAUUAUAUCAGUUAAUGGACAAUGGUGUAUCAUAAUAUGCAGGGUGUGGCACAUGUUUUUUGAUGUUGAGGCCAUUGAAUGUGUUAAGAUUGGUUUCAUAUGACAACAAUGUCUUCAGGUUAUCCUACCAAUUACAUCCUCUACUGUGAAGAUGAAGACAUAUUUAUUUAACAUAUGACCUCUGCAUACAUUCCCCCAUGAAUUUGAUGGACCUAAAUGACAGAAAUGAGCAAAAUUUUAUCUUAAGCUAACCCAGAUUGUGAUGACAACUCUGUAAGAAAGUAAAAAUGCCUUUAACCCCAUAUGAGAAAGGUGCUUAAUUGAACUGACACAGAUCAGACACACAUGGUCAUUUUGUUGAGCCUAUCUAAUGAUUAUUAUUUGGAAAUAUAUAUUUUUAAGAGGAAAUUCUAAUGUUGAAUGACGUGGAAAGGAGUACAGGUUGAAAGGCCAAGGAUAAUAGUAUUUCUACAUAUCAAAGCAUCAUGGAGGUUUAAGCUAAUUAACACUUUAGGUAUCUGUACAACCAGGACUAUCCCAUUGGUGCCAGCUAUUUCCACACUUUAUCACCACAGACAAAUGCUGUUGUGGUGGAAGACAUAUAGGGGUGGGUCGUCUCCCAAGGGUGCAGGGGAUAACUGACUUAUAUAAACUACCUAAGGAUUGCUAGAUAAGAGAGACAAAGGUAUGAGAAGAUUGUCCAUCCCCCCCAUCCUUCCUAGGGACUGAACCAGGGACCUCUCAGUUGUGACCUGAAGAGAUUGCCCAUCCCUCCCAUCCCUCCUAGGGAUUGAACCAGGGGCCUCUCAAUUGUGACCUGAGCACACUGACCAUUGGAUUAGAGGAUACCUAUAAGGAUGGCACUGUUUUUAUAAGAGAAGUGUUAAUUCUGACAUAUGGAGGGUCCAUGUAUGUUGAAAGGAAAUUACUAUUAACUGAUAAUGAACAAUGAUGCACCAAAUGAUAGGAUUCAUCCAUCACACCUGAGCUACAGGCAGGCACAGAGAAGUCUUUUGGUGAUGGGGUAGAGAUGCAGCUAGAGCUGCCAUAUAUGCAAUUCAAAAUGAGUUGAUAACAAUAUUUUUAGUAUCAUUCAAAAAGAAAUCAAUAUAUUGUAGCUAAUUUUGAAAUGAGUUGUACUGAAUUUUGUAAGUUAUUUAUGAUUUUUACCCUGAUGAAAUAUUUCAGGUAUCACUAUA